CCAAGUUGUCUCCUUCUUUCAUAAUCCAGACAUUUAAUAUAUAUAUAAUUCAAAAAAGGAUUUUAAAUCGAGACAAAACUUUUUGAGUUAGAUCGAAUCUUAUUAUUGCAAUUAUAUAUAUAUUUUUUUUAAAGCUGAGCUUAUAUCUCCUUUUGAAACCCUUGGAAUUGUUUCGUGUAAUCCCAAAAAGAAAGCUUUCGUCUUUCUCCUGUUUCAGGUGUUCAUCCUCGAGUGCCCUUUGCUCAGGCUGUGUUGUUCUUCUUCUUCUUCUUUGGAGGCUUAGAAUCUCUCUAUGGGAGAAGCUCCAGCGUUUCUAGUGAAUCAUCUGGAGAACGGACACUCCAAUGGCGUCGGUGUAAAAUCUGAAUCCGAGAUCACUGAGAUAUCAGUCGAUAUCGGCGAUCGAACGUUUGUGAUUGGUGGAAAUCAUGAAAGGAACACUUUUUCCAUUGGGGUUCGAAUUCAUGACAAAAACAGUAACAACUGGUUUAGUCCUAUUGUGCUUGGGACAGGUCCUAAGCCCAGCAAGGGGUACUCCGCGUCUGUUCUUAAACAAGGUCGGAUUUUGGUUAUUAAGAAAGGUUCAGCUUGCAAUGACUCCAUCUGGUUCCUUGAGGUAGAUAGUCCUUAUGUGAGGGAACAUAAGAAAUUACUAAGGAAGGAAGUUGUUGCUUGGAGUAAAGGUGUGAGAGGGAAUGCCGAGAAGCCUAUUGUUAUUAGCGGUCCUUCUGGAGUUGGCAAAGGAACGCUUAUCUCAAUGCUUAUGAAGGAGUUUCCUUCAAUGUUUGGGUUCUCAGUGAGCCACACAACUCGAUCUCCGAGGUCUAUGGAGAGAGACGGUGUUCAUUAUCACUUUGCUGACAAAAAAGUUAUGGAGAAAGAAAUUGAAGAUGGAAAGUUUCUUGAGUUUGCUUCUGUUCACGGUAAUCUCUAUGGAACCAGCAUUGAGUCUGUCGAGGUGGUAACAGAUUCAGGAAAGGUAUAUCGUAUAUAUAACAAAGCUUUUGGAUUUACAGAUGAUACGUUUUUAAUGUCAUUGAUUCUUAAACGACGAGUUUCUCUUUUGCUCUUUUGCUCCACACAGAGAUGUAUUCUUGACAUUGAUGUUCAAGGGGCAAGGUCUGUGAGAGCGAGUUCUCUCGAUGCAGUGUUCAUAUUCGUAUGCCCUCCUUCUAUGAAAGAGCUUGAAGAUCGGCUCCGUGCUAGGGGAACUGAGACAGAGGAGCAAAUUCAAAAGCGGCUAAGAAAUGCUGAGGCAGAGAUCAAAGAAGGGAAAUCCUCCGGCAUUUUUGGUCUUAUUUUGUAUAAUGACAACCUCCAGGAGUGCUAUAAGAAGCUCAAGAAACUCUUGGGGCUAGAUGGAGUCGCUCUUGUCAAUGAUGUAGAAACAGAAGGGAUCAAUCUUCCCACCAAGCACACUGUAUCUAAACUGGAAGAUAAGAUCAUUGUUCAAGAAACAGGUGAAGAAACAAGAAACAAGGUUGUGUUGGAUUUAUCUUCGCUUAAUGGAGGAGCACCGGGUAGAACAAGGGGGAUUCUUGUCGAAGCCAUUAAGUUUUAAGAUGACAAAAGACAAAACUGUUAUUUCAUUCAUUACAUAGCCGUAUUUCCUUGGAUUAGAUAAGACAUUUAAAGAGUUAUGAUGAUGCUGAUGAUGAUAAUUACUAAAGAGUUUGGGAUGAUAUGAUAAUUACUAAAGAGUUUGGGAUGAUGAUACUGUUGGUUGUAAUUUGGAUUGACAAGAAUCGAAUAAUCAAAGUUGAUUUUUUUUUUAAA
Molecule: messenger RNA, 1776 nt
Organism: Capsella rubella
Lineage: Eukaryota; Viridiplantae; Streptophyta; Magnoliopsida; Brassicales; Brassicaceae
Product: guanylate kinase 1
Exons: 10
Coding region: 293-1561 (422 amino acids)
Biological process (GO): purine nucleotide metabolic process
Cellular component (GO): cytosol
Molecular function (GO): GMP kinase activity
Source: RefSeq, a predicted model, not a curated record